This is a messenger RNA of Blepharisma stoltei, 1954 nucleotides long. The record is from the annotation of a GenBank genome assembly. NCBI's taxonomy places the organism in Eukaryota, Ciliophora, Heterotrichea, Heterotrichida, Blepharismidae.
AUGGUGACUACUCUUAAUGUUAUAGACACGAUGAAGCGCAUUAAUCAUAAAUCUUCUGAAUACCAGAAAAAACUGAUCAAAUUAAUUAGCUUUGCAGAAUCAAAUUCUCCAGACGUAAUCUCUAAUUAGAAUUUUCCUGAUAAAGUCCUUAUUGAUGUCUCAAAAUUCCAAGAAAUGUCUAAGAUUUCCAAAAGCAUUUUUGAGUAUAAUUUAUUGAUGUCAGACUCUUUACAGAAGAUUGAAAUACAGUUCGACGAAUUUAAAAAGCUUCAGAAAAUAGGAGCAAGCUUAAAGAAACAGCUGGCGAGCAUGAAGGAAAGAAUUAAAAGGGAUGGGAAACUUAUUAACUCUAAUAUCAAAAGGAUAGGCCAAGUAAUAAAGGAAUUCAGAGAAAGGUGUAGGGAUAGCUAUGUGGAAUAUCUUAAAUCCAUUGAUCUUGAUUUAAGAAGAGUUAUGAAGCCCUUCAUUUCGAUGGAACUCAUAGAUGAGUUUGUUGAUUACCCAAGGAUAAACCCCAACGAAAGCCUCUAUGCGAAAUUUGAAAAACAAGUUAUACCCAAAAGAAAUUUAGCAUGCGAUACAAACGAAGAAUUAAAUGCAAAUAUACAAAUGCUUGUUAAUACCAUGAAUUCAGUUGUUAAAGAUAUGCUUAUGAUUUUAACUGAAGCAAACAAGAAAUACUAUGAAAUUGUGAGCCCAGAAUUGCUCGGAUCUCGGGUUGCUACUCCACUAGCUCAAGAACUACCAGAAUAUUUUACCUUUACAUGCGAAGAUUCUCCUGGAGAUUCUCAAAGUAGCGCUUUUGAUAAAUUCACCGUCUUUCAGUUGAAGAAUAAAAUUCAAUAUCUUAAAGAAAAAGGAGAUAUAACUGCGAGAACUGCUGAAAUGCUGCUUGUCAAGCUUGACAAAAUGGUAUAAUUUAUAAGUGAUAUUGCUUCUUGGCUUAGAAAACUAAAUUCAUUUCGUUGGCUAAUGAUCCAUAAAGCGGCAUAAAAAAAAACGAAAUAUUUUUUGCAAGCAAGCCGAAUAAGUAAUAUUAUCAAUAUAUGAUAAAAGAAGGUAAAACUGAUAUUAAUGAAAUAUUUGCAGAUACGGAUAUUCCUAUAACUAAAAGAGAAGAAAUCGUUUUCAAACUUAUUCACUACGAUAAGGCAGAUUUAAAUGACGUAGACAUAAGUGAUGUUUUAGAAAUUUCUCCAGAAAAUAAAUUAGAUACAGUUAGAUUUAUUGAAAAGGGGGCAAGUAAAGGCCAAAUACAAAGCUCAUUUGAUUGGAGGACCACAGAACGUCCUGAAGAUAACUACUUACUUCCCCCCUCCGUGAGCGAACGAAAUCAUUGGAAAAUCCUUUUUUUGGGUAAUAACCCACUCUCUGUGUCUCUGUGAGUGAACACAAAUUUUUUAUGAAAAAUUAUUUUGAUAUAUAGGUAUUAAUUAUUAUGAUGAAAUCUCUAGCUAAUUCUUUUUAAUUUUAAACAGCUUGCUUGGAUUUUAAAUUAAAACUAUAAAAAUUAAAUUAAUAUUUGCUUUAAAAUUAUUUCGAAUUAGGAUUUUUUAAAUUUGAAAAAAAAAAUUAACUAUAAAUUUAUUUAUAGAUUUUUAAAAAAAAGAUUAACCAGGGUGAGUCAGAUAAAACAAUCGACGAAAAAUUAGAAAAAAUUAAUAACACCCCAGCAGAUUCAGGAAGGGUUGAGCUGCUUUAUUUCACACCAACCGCACAGGCUUCAAAAGGAAGGCUUUUUAAGCAAAGGAAUUCUGUCCAGUUUUCAAUUGUGAGGGAUACCAAAGAUGAAGGCUACUCAAGACCUGUCACACUAAAUAGAUUGAGAUCAAGAAGAAAUAACAGUGAAAUUAGAGUUCGAAAUACAACCCCAAAGGCCUCAAAAAAGCAUUCUCCGAAGAGAACAGCGUCCCACGCGAAGCGACUUUCACUUGUCAAUAAAUCCAUGCUAUAA